Aspergillus homomorphus CBS 101889 is the source of this 845-nucleotide messenger RNA. RefSeq lists its product as uncharacterized. Lineage: Eukaryota; Fungi; Ascomycota; Eurotiomycetes; Eurotiales; Aspergillaceae. The transcript has 3 exons. The record is from RefSeq and is a predicted model, not a curated record. Bases 292 to 486 code for a protein of 64 amino acids.
CCUACUUCUUGCCGCAUCUUCAAUCUCAUCUCAGCGGAGUACUUAAGCAUGGUGAUCGUCUUCGGUCGAAUUGAUCCUGCUUCUCCUCUAGCUCAAACCGGCGCGGCCCUUUGCGUACGACAAACCAUCGGAAAGCUCUCAAUUCUGAAGCCAUCGUCUCCUUCUCCUGUCAAUCCCAAGUCAAAGUCUGGCUCAGAUCUCAUUGAAUCGUCUCACCCUUGCACUCAGGAGACGGAGCGAACGGGGGUAGACGAAAUGAUGACCAUUUGCAAAGCUCUUAUCUACUUUGUCAUGAUUCAGCUCCUGCUAAUGAUUGCUACAGCAGUCAUUCUGUGGCUGGCCUGGAGGUCUUGGGUUCUGUACACCGAGCCUAAGCCAUUUUGCACCACUUUUGAAAGCCGAAUGUGGGUCGCGCUCGGGUUUUGCCUUUUCCCCCUAGUCGUCAUUAUCUUUGUCGGAAUUUGUAUGAUGAUCUCCAGCUUUUAGCCGUCAAAACCCCCAGUCAUGCACUAUUCCUGGCAUGGCUCGUCUCCGGCCGCCUGCGAAGAUUUGGGGCUCUUUUUUUUAUUCGAAUCAUUAUGCGUGUUCUUGUGCAUGCAAUGCUUCUGUAAACUGUGUCCGGUGGAUGGUCAUCCAUCGUUUGGGGGGUAGGAUUAAGAUGAGGUUCCGUUUUAUGUGGUUGUUGCACAUUCAAAGUAAAUCUUCUCAGAGCCUAGCGAUAUCCCCAUUACAUAGGAACGGCUUACUGCCUGCGUUGUGACGACGGCAAGCAGCAUAAUCCCGCCGCGACAAGACCGGUCUCAAUGAGCUGUUGGCCUGGAAGUUGAGCGGUAAUAAUGAUCCCA